AUGGCCACCGUUUCAAGGAAACGUAAAUCCCCCGAACCUAGCCACCACCACGCGCUUGAACACGACAACAAUGUCAGCACACCUCGAACCCCAAACGGAAGCCCAGCCAGGAAACGAUUGAGGAUCACACUCAGCCAGAAACAAGCUUUGAUUGACAACUUGCAGCUGGAGGUCACUGAACGGGCACGCAAACUCCGUGCACACUACGCGUUACAAGCCCAAGACCUCCGCGGACGGAUUGAGCGACGUAUAAAUCGCAUACCCACCGCUCUGCGAAAAGAAAAGAUGGGUGACUUGCUUGCAAAAUACUCGGAACCAACCAGGGCAGUGGAUGCAGGCCAAAAAUCAGGGUCAACGAAAACAACCAAAUCCUCAAGCAGAGCUGCGACGGGUGCAGCCAAAAAUCCAGCGGACGGCCAUGAUGCCGCGACCACCACUCGAACAACUCGAGGGGCUAAGCGGACAAGCGAUGAUAUGCUCGCCUCCGGUAAAGAGAACGCCCCCUUUCAGGUUCAAGAUCACCACAGCCACCCCGCUCCUGCUGUGCAUGUGCCGCUAUCAAACCCGAAGAAGCGUGGCACGCCCAAUGCACAUCCUGCGGGGCAACAUCCCCGGGUACUAUCCCAGUUUGCAGAAACGGGCGUCUUGUCGCCGAAAUCUUCCAAUUCUAGGACAUUCCCGCAAUCUCCAUUGCGCAACGUCACUGGGAAGUCACAACAGCAACUUGGUGCAAGCGUUCGACCGUCAUCGCCUCUGAAGCAUACGAGCCCGGUUAAGCCGGCCAGGGCAGGGGUGGUGGAGCACACAAAAACGCGGUCAACAAGAGGCACUACUACUACCGGUGCGACUGGGGCACGGAAAGUUACGCCACAUACUAACGACGGAACUGGUACGCGGAGAAGGACGACCGCUAAAUCCACCGCGUCGACAACUUCGAAGAGAGCAACUGCAGCCUCCACAACAGCACCACCAUCACGACCUGCUACUCGACAGAGGAAUACGCGAAGGAACAGUGGCGCUUCUACGGUUUCAAACGUGUCAUCUGGCACAACGAUUGUGAAGACCACGGGGAGGGGCGGCGGCGGCGGCGCUGCGGGUUCUCAGAAAGGAACAGGCUCGCGUCCGGUCUCUGCGGCGAGUAAACGGCCGCCAGUUCCUCGAGCGGGAACGAAGAAGACGACAUCCACAGCUGGAGCUGGAGCGGGAGCGGGAGCGGGAACGGGCUCAGUGAUAAAAAAGGCGCAGGCGACGGAGGAACCCGCUGCGGCGUCAGGGCAAAGAGUGCUUAGGAAGAGGGCUUGA
Messenger RNA from Histoplasma mississippiense, 1302 nucleotides. RefSeq lists its product with no specific name. NCBI's taxonomy places the organism in Eukaryota, Fungi, Ascomycota, Eurotiomycetes, Onygenales, Ajellomycetaceae. The transcript has 3 exons. Gene Ontology annotation, cellular component: chromosome, centromeric region; spindle midzone; chromosome passenger complex. The record is from RefSeq and is a predicted model, not a curated record. The coding region runs from base 1 to 1302 and encodes 433 amino acids. Gene Ontology annotation, biological process: mitotic sister chromatid segregation.